Molecule: messenger RNA, 1680 nt
Organism: Necator americanus (New World hookworm)
Lineage: Eukaryota; Metazoa; Nematoda; Chromadorea; Rhabditida; Ancylostomatidae
Exons: 17
Coding region: 1-1680 (559 amino acids)
Biological process (GO): peptidyl-proline hydroxylation to 4-hydroxy-L-proline
Cellular component (GO): endoplasmic reticulum
Molecular function (GO): L-ascorbic acid binding; iron ion binding; procollagen-proline 4-dioxygenase activity
Source: RefSeq, a predicted model, not a curated record
AUGCUUGGUGUCGUGGGCCUCCUCUUAGUUCUGCUGAGCACAUCGGUGCUCGCGGAUCUGUUCACCUCGUUGGCCGACAUGCAGGUCUUGGUAGAUACUAAGAAGAAUAUUCCGUCUCUUUUGUACCGAUACAUUAACAACGAACAAGAACGACUCGAGCAGUUGAGAGGACUGGCGCAGCAGUAUGAAACAAAACAUUCGAUGGAGAACACUAUCAAAGACAUCACUAAUCCAAUUAAUGCCUUUCUACUCAUAAAAAGAAAGAUGUACGACUGGAAGAACAUCGAGCGCAAAAUGCAAAUGAACAAAGCCGAUUCGUUCAUUGAACGUGUCAGCAACGCCAACUACGGGAUCCGUCUGCCCACAGAGGAAGAUUUAACUGGAGCAGCUAUUGGUUUGUUGCGUCUUCAAGACACUUACCGCUUGGACACUAGAGAUUUGGCUCAAGGACGCAUUUUGGAAGUACAGGGCAACUUCUCGCUGAACGCUGGCGAUUGCUUCGACAUCGCUAAGGCCGCCUAUAAUGAAGGUGAUCACUACCAUGUCGUUAUGUGGAUGGAGGAGGCAAGAAGGCGUCUACACCAUGAAACCGUGAAAACUGCUGAUCUCGAACAGGUCUUGGAAUACUUGUCGUAUUCUCUCUACAAACAAGGAAACCUCAAGCAUUCACUUCAGCUGGUAGAAGAACUCUUUGCAAUGAAUCCUGAUCAUCCACGGGCAAAAGGCAACAUUAAGUGGUAUGAGGACCUGCUGAAACAGGAAGGAGUCAAAACUGCUGAUAUGAGGAGGUCUCUGGGUCGAAUAAGGAACGAUCGUCCGGAUAGUGUGCUGGGAAAUAGGGAACGCACCAUCUACGAGGCGUUGUGCAGGAGUGAAGUGCCUGUCAGCGAGAAGGACAUCUCGAAGCUGUAUUGCUACUACAAAAGAGAUAGGCCAUAUCUCGUCUAUGCUCCUAUUAAGGCAAAAAUCAAGAGGUUCAAUCCUCUCGCUGUUUUGUUCAAGGAAGUAAUGAGUGACGAAGAGAUCGAGGUUAUUGAGCAGCUCUCAGUUCCAAAGUUGAACCGUGCAACCGUACACGAUUCUGCCACGGGAAAACUCGUUCAUGCAACGUACAGAAUCAGCAAAAGCGCCUGGCUGAAGUCUUGGGAGCACGAGGUGGUGGAACGAAUCAACAAACGCAUUGAUAUGAUGACUAACUUGGAGAUGGAAACUGCGGAAGAGCUGCAGGUGCAAAAUUACGGUGUCGGUGGUCACUACGAUCCUCACUUCGACCACGCAAGGAAGGAGGAGACGGAAUCGUUCAAAACUCUCGGAACUGGCAACAGAGUUGCAACUGUACUCUUCUAUAUGACGGAACCACGUUACGGAGGGGGCACUGUCUUUACAGAGGUCAAGUCAACUGUUCUGCCAACGAAAAACGAUGCCCUCUUCUGGUACAACCUCCACAAGUACGGUGACGGCAACGUGUUGACUCGCCAUGCUGCUUGCCCAGUCCUUCUGGGGGAGAAAUGGGUAACGAACAAGUGGAUUCACGAGCGAGGAAACGAGUUCCGACGUCCUUGCGCCUUGAAAAUGUCAGAGAACGAAAGGUUCGUCGGUGACCUCGGUAUCGGACCGGAGCCUAGAAACUCUCCAAAUCUUAGUCCGGAUCUGUCCAAAGACAUAUUUAACACUAUCUAA